CUUGGACAGGAGACUACGGCUUAUACAAGUCGAUAUAUUAAAGAAAACAUCAUUUAACAACUUACAUCAUUUUCAACAUCUUAAAAAUGGAUCGAAGUCUUGAUGAAAUCACUGGUGAUCGUCAGGUAAGCCCUGUCAAAACUCGACGCCUAGAAAAUGUUGUCUCAGCCUUGCAACACGACAUAAAACUGAUAUCUUUGAGCAGCAGAGAAAUGGUGGAAAUCGAGGUCGACAAGGCCGCAGAAACAAUCGCAAUGACUUGCCUCGUGACGGUGUAAGAAAGGUAAGAGUUCUAUCUCGAUCCUUCGAGUCUCCAAUCUCGAAUCUCAAGUCCAUUCGCUCACAUUUCACCGCUUCAGGUGCAUACACCUCCUCUAUCCUCAUAUACUUAAUUCCUCCCAGAAUGUUCUCAGAUCGCAUCGCUGCUUCAAUCAGCGCAUGGCGCCUCGACGGUUCAUGGAUAGUACGUAAAUAGAAUAAAUAGCUAACCCACGCCCCCUCUCCUUUGGCAGCCAAAUCGAGGAGAUGAUUCUAGAAACAUAGACUCGUAAGUGUUAAACUUUCCAAUUAUAUCGAAAAGUAACUGACAUUACUAGGGAAUGGGUGCAUGAUAAAUACGAUGAUCGAAGUACGCAUCACUUCCAUAUUUUCAUACCCUUUCGAUCUCCUAGCUCACAGAUAUCCUAGACGCCCAUUCCUCGAAUCGCCCGGAAAGACGCAACUAUGAAGAUGAAAGACCAUUGUAUGCAAUCUAUACUUCCCGGUUCGCACUACGUGCUAACACACAAAAGAAACAGUGCAAAGAUUUUGGUCGAGAAUGUACACUAUGAUUUAACAGAAGACGAAUUGGAGGUAUGAAACACGAAGCAAUGGGAUGGCCUCUUUUACUAAAAUUCCAUUAGGGUCUUUUCGAGCGCAUUGGCCACGUCGCUUUUUUGAAGCUUGUUUAUGACCGAGCUGGGCGUUCGGAAGGGAUCGCGUAUGUAACUUAUGAGGACCCAAGAGAUGCGAAGAGAGCCAUUGAGGAGUUCCACGGCGCAAACGCCAACGGUAAGGGUUACGUGCAUAAUCGCCUAUAAUGUUUCUAAUAUUUUCUAGGUCAACCAAUCCGCUUGAGAUCUGUUCCAGAAGGUCCAUCAAGGGGUCGUGGAGGUAGAAACCAGUAUGAAUCAGGAGCGGGUCGUUCCCUUGCCGAUCGCAUGACUCUUCCUCGUUCUCGUUCUUUAUCUCCUCCAGUCAGACAUUCUGAUGUCAGCAAACCACCGCCUGAAAAUGUUGAUCGAUAUGUUCCAGGAGAUCGAGGAGAUCGAGGAGACCGAGGAGACCAAGGAGACCGAGGAGACCGAGGAGACAGAAGGAGACGCUCACGUAGUCCUUUACCUCGCCGAGGAAGAGAUGGUCGCAGGCCUGGUGCAAGAAGAGAGAGAGGCGACCGUAAUACUGGUCGCGGAGGGGAGAAACCUGCAAGAGAUGGUAGACCAAAGAAAACACAAGAAGAACUCGAUGCCGAGAUGGAUGAUUACUUUGGGAAUGGAUCAAAACAAGAAGAAAAUGACAAUGGCACUACGAAUGAAGCUCCAGUUGCAACCCAAGAGCAUGUUCAAGCUGGGGAUGACAUCGAAAUGGUUGAAUAGAUUUCAUGCAGUACAAUAGGAGGAAAUUUUCUGUCUGACUCUGGAUCGCUUAUGGACUAGAUUGUUUAACGCGUAUAAUAUGGGAAUAUUCUGAUAGACUAGGAGCAGGUCAAUGUUAUAUAUUAUUGAUUGCGUUCCUGCUCCUAACCACCCUUUUGGAAGAAUUUCAAGGAAAGAAUCACUUUUGCUUAUCAUCUCUUCUCAAAAGUAUCUUUAGCAAGUCAUGGAUUUCCAUUUUCCUUCACCAUAUCCCCAGCUACUAAUAUACCGAGCGACAAGCAGUCCUCUCGAUCCUGAUACUUAAUUUCUAUUCCUUGUUUAUCUCAUUCAUACUUCAC
Molecule: messenger RNA, 1972 nt
Organism: Sclerotinia trifoliorum
Lineage: Eukaryota; Fungi; Ascomycota; Leotiomycetes; Helotiales; Sclerotiniaceae
Source: the annotation of a GenBank genome assembly